Dracunculus medinensis (Guinea worm) is the source of this 2772-nucleotide messenger RNA. The record is from the annotation of a GenBank genome assembly. Lineage: Eukaryota; Metazoa; Nematoda; Chromadorea; Rhabditida; Dracunculidae.
AUGCCUUUAAUUUUGCCGGGUUCUCUUCAUCCGAGCAACUCAAACGCCAUCUCGUGGAAUAGCAAUGGAUUACUUGCAUAUGGGAGUCACUGCACACUCGUGAUUAUUGAUGUCUUAUCAAAGCGAAUUAUACAAACACUCGAGAAGCAUAAUGCGGCCGUUAAUUUGGUUUGUUGGUCACCUGAAGGCGAAUUUCCAACAACGAGCGAUUCUAUUUUACGUUGUGCAUCAGUUGAUAUAAGUGGUGUUAUUGUUAUUUGGGAUGUGCUUGAUGUAAUCGAAUGGCCUCAGUGGGAAGAAACUAAUCGUGAUUUUCUUCUUGCUCUCCAUUCGUCGAAUAUAUUUGUUUUAUGGAACACAGUGACAGGUGAUCGUGUUUGGAACGUCACCUACAGUUCUAAUCUCUUGCUUUUUGCCACAGAUCUGUUCAAUAUGAGUACUGUAACAUUUGGUGUCAUAGAUGGUUCCUUAUUGUUAAUCAACGAUGUUUUGCUACAUAAAGCUCCUUCUGAUCGUGGAUCUUCGAUCAUUGUACUAAGUUCUCCUUCAAAUCUUCGACAAAUUCAGUAUCAUCUAGCCUAUCCCAAUAUUUUGUUUGCUGCUUCACAAACUGAGGCUGGAAAUAUGCAAUUGAAGUAUGAACGCAUUUUAUGUUGCGAAACGCAACGACAGUCAACUCAUCAUCGCAUUACUGGUGUAUCAUUUUGUGGUAUCACUCAGUCUACCUUAGCAUUUUUAUACAAUUCAGGACGUAUCGCUUUUUACCAGCUUGCGCUUCUGGAAGAUGAUUGCUUUAGACCAUAUCGCUCAAGGCUAUUGAAUAUGGGCGAAAUAUUUUCUUUGGGACAAAGUGCUCAUUCAAUUCGUAUGCGUCAUGUCGAUGGCGAAAAUAAAUUACAUUUGGCUGCAGUUGGUACAAAUCAAGGUGUAAUUCAUCUUGUGAAUGUAUUUACUGCAAAUAUUUUCAAAGAAUAUCAUAUUCAUUCUUGUCCAAUCAAGUGCUUGGAAUGGGGUGGAAUUCAUACUCUUAUUUCUGCUGCAUAUUCCCAUCCACUUAGUACGUCAUCUCUUGUGCGGAAUGAUAUUUUUGUAACUGAUAUACGCACAGGAGAGAGUAAGAGGUUACGACCAGAAACUGAAGAGACGCCUAUAGAAAUGCUACGUGUUUCAUUUUAUCAAUGUUAUUUGGCGAUUGGAUUUCGAAGUGAGCCGUUAGAAAUAUGGCAUUUAAAAUCAAUGCGACUUCUUCGACGAAUGUCGCGUGCUUGCCCAGUAAUCACUGAUAUGGCUUGGUCGGGUAAACACAAUACUAUAAAAAGGAUCGGCAGUUCAGAUUCAGUUUUUCGAGAAAAUCUUGUUGUGCUCGAUCAAGAUUGUCAUCUAUAUCAUGUUGUAGUAAAGGGUCUGCAUGUUAGAGAUGGAAAAGAAGUCAAUUCGCAGUGGAGAGGAGGAAUAUCUUCUCUUAAAUGUUUGGUAUGGAAAGAUGAUUACUUGGCUAUGGGAGAUGCUAUGGGUCGUUUGCGAGUUUGGGAUCUUGGUAACCGGCAAUGUCGUCAAACUAGCGGAUCAUUGAGAGGGCCAAUUCUUAAAAUGAGUUUCUCUAGGUUAAAUGGCGAUCAUUCUUUAGCUGUAUUGCAUUCACAUUGCAUAGCUCUUUGGGAUUGCGACCAGUUGAGUAUCCUUCAAAUUUUAACUGUGGGAACAUCUCUUACUUUAUUGGAUAUGGAUUUAUGUGGUGUUUGUCCAGUAGUAUUAUGUUCCGACAAUUCUUUUCGGUACAUUCCGUCCGUUAUUGUCAAUUUGCCUGUUAAUCAAUUUGAUAUUCCACUGUUGGUGGAUGCCAUUGAUAAAGAUUCAUUAUUUGAUGAGGUCAAUGAAAGAUUUGCUGCUUUGUUUGAGAUUCUUGACUUUGCAACUGAUUCAUUUACUUCUGCAAAUAUCUUUGAAAAAAAAUGUAAGAUUAUCACAGAUGGAUCUUUUUCUAAUUUCAAAUCGGAAAGUGAUUCUGAUCUUAUAUUGAGUAAUACUGAUCCAUGCCUUCAUCAAAGUAAACACUUGUUAUCUGGACCUUCUUCACCGAAUUUUUGUCUAAAACGAUGUCGUGCUAUUCACCGUCUUCUUGGCAAUAAAUGGCUAUAUGACUUAUUAUCAAUCAUUGAUUUUAAACUUGGUGCAGCCGAUUUGUCGCCUCACCUAAUGUUGUUCUGGUCAGGGAAUUCUUCGAGGCAUCGUGCUGAAUUAUUAUUGUCGUGCCUAAUGAAUAUUCCCAAUUUAUCGUCGAAACAGAUUGAUAUAUUGGUUCAUCGAGCCAUCGUUUUAUCAAAGCGUGAAUGGGCUAUGCAAAUGCUAUUGAAUUCUCGCGAGAAUUGCCGUAUAAACGCUCUUCGUGCAUGUUUGCUUGCUUCAGAUGUUAGUUCAGAAGGUGCACAAAAUGGUGUGCAAAUGUUAUUUUUAAUUGGACAUCAUAAAGAUGCUUGUCGUUAUUUGCAAAUUCAUGGAAUGUGGAAUUUAAGCGUUUAUUUCGCUAAGAUAGUAAUGAAAGACUGUGCUGAGGUGCAAAGUAAAUGGCUAGAAAAUCUCUCCGCAAGAAAUACACAGAAGGUUCUUUGUUAUUUUCUUCUGGCUUGUAUGGGUGAAUGGGAUCGUUUACUAACUUCUUUGACAACAAAUUCAAAGUGUAAAACUGCAUGGCGUAUUUGCAAUUUUCUUCAAGCCGCUUCAAUUGAACUUAACGAAAGUACCCUCCAACACAUUCAAGCCAAUAUUUCGUAA